Messenger RNA from Brachypodium distachyon (stiff brome), 1298 nucleotides. Its product is annotated as probable kinetochore protein SPC25. Lineage: Eukaryota; Viridiplantae; Streptophyta; Magnoliopsida; Poales; Poaceae. The transcript has 8 exons. Gene Ontology annotation, cellular component: Ndc80 complex. The coding region runs from base 32 to 976 and encodes 314 amino acids. The record is from RefSeq and is a predicted model, not a curated record. Gene Ontology annotation, biological process: chromosome segregation.
GCCAAAACCACCGGCCUUCGGGGUAGCUCAAAUGGAGAUGGCGGCGCUCCGGGCGGCGCUCGACCGGCAGGCCGCCGCCGUCCGGGACCGCCUCGCCGCCGGCUCAGCCGCCUACCGCGCCGCCACCCUCUCUUCCCGCUCCAGCGCGCACCAAACCCUCUCGCGCCGAGAGGACCUCGAUGGACUCAGGAGGCAGUUGCAGGGCCUGGAGGAUGACCUAGCGCAAGCUCUGUCCAUUAAACUCGCCAAGGAGUCAAAAUGUGAACUCGCAAGGGAUUCAAUUUCAAGCUUGGUUGCUACAAAUGAGCAACUUGUGAACCUGGUGGACGAACAGAGGAACAAGAGAGACCAGUACGCCAGGGUCAUAUCGAAUGAGCUCGAGGCUGUUGAAGCUCUUGAAGCAAAGAAUAGAGAAGGUGAAACAUGGCAGAAGGACAUUGAGAAAGCUGUCUUCUGGUACCAAAAGUUCCUUGGCUUACAGGUCGUUGUUGAAGGAGAAGGUGUGAAAUUCAUCUUCGACAAAGUUGACUUGCAAAGUCCUGAGAAGGAGUAUUCAUUUUCCUUAAAGUUUGACAAUGAUAAAUACACAUUACAUCAAUGUAGUCCUCCUGUGGAAGAUUCUGAGGAACUGGUGAAGGAAUUGAACCUCACUAACGAUAUGUUCAAGUUUCUAAGAAUAAUCAGACAGAGGUUCCAGGCUGCUACUGUCAGUGGGACUCUUCCUGUAAGCCCAGUUGUUUGUCCAGAUGCUUCCUCUAGACCAGUCUCAUCUCCAGUGGUAAUGUCAGUUGACUCCAGAAGCAGAAAUGUUGCUGAUCAAAGUCAUUCCCAAAGUAAGAACAAGAAGCAAGCUCCUACUAAGAGAAGAGCUUCUGCCUUAUCGGCAGCAUCUCCUGGUUCUGUGCGUCGCUCCCCGCGUUUGGCAGCAUCUCCUUGUUCUGUGCGUCGCCUCCCGCGUUUUUGGGAAAACAAGUGAGCCCUGAGCUGAAGCAAGCAGACUCUAAUGGGCAAACAAACUGAUCCUUCAUCAAAUGUAAUCACCACUUCCAGAUAGAACCACUAGUAGUAAACCUUCAGAUUUGUUGUCGAUCAUGUAUAAUAAAAUAUUUUCGUUGCGUGCAAAAAUUCUUGUAAGUUUGUCAAUGCCUUCCGUGACGUGGCGUUGUCGUGUGCAUUUUGGGCAUGUUUAAAAAUAAAAGGUAGAGAUUGGGCAUGUUAUAAAUACAAUGGGUUGUAUGAUUGCUUAUGGACACUAACUAAAAACAUGUUAUAAUACAAUGGGUUGUAUGAUUUCGAAA